AUGACCGAGGCAGUCGCAAAUGAGCAUAUUAGCAGCUGGCGAACAGAAGCCAAUGGCCAUCUGUCGGAGGAUGCGAGCGGCGACAAGAAGACGGACUAUUCCAGGUGGAGAUUGCACGACAACGACGGCCGCCUGACAUGGCGCUAUCUAGAAUCUGACGAUGACAAUGAGAAAUGGCCACAGACUUUUUACGACAAGUAUAAUCUCGGGCUUCCAACAGGCGCGCCCGAACUGCCAAAAGCAAAAUCUCCCUUGGAAGCAGCAGCGAAUGGCCUUGAAUUUUUCUCCAAGUUGCAAAUGCCAACUGGGCACUGGGCUUGCGAGUAUGGUGGGCCAAUGUUCCUCUUGCCAGGCAUAGUCAUCACUUGGUAUGUGACCAACACGCCCAUACCUCCUGAGUACGCUGUGGAGAUCAAGAGAUAUCUUUUUGCACGGCAAAAUCCAGACGAUGGUGGCUGGGGGCUUCACAUCGAAGCCCAUAGCUCGGCAUUUGGUACUGUCAUGACCUAUGUGAUCCUGCGUCUGCUUGGUGCGAGUGAAGAAGAUCCUCGCUUGGUUAAAGCGCGUGGGCUCGUUCAUAAGUUUGGGGGCGCAUUGUAUGGACCACAUUGGGCAAAAUUCUGGCUUUCUAUCCUGGGCGUUAUGGAUUGGGAUUGUGUCAAUCCUGUCCCACCUGAGAUUUGGCUACUUCCAGACUGGGUACCAAUUGCCCCUUGGAGAUGGUGGAUUCACAUGCGAAUGGUUUUUCUGCCGAUGUCAUACUUGUGGUCCAAGAGAUGGAGUUUCCCACAGAAUGCGUUGACAAAGCAACUCCGGGCCGAGAUAUACACGCAGGCUUAUGAAAGUAUUGAUUUUGCUUCUCAUCGAAGCUCUAUUGCUAAAGAGGAUAAUUAUUAUCCAAAGACGUGGUUGCUCAACACCAUGAAUUGGAUGUUGUCCAAUGUAUGGACCCCUGUGAUUCGUUGGUCUUCGCUGGUGAGGAGGGCCGAAGACUGGGUGUGGGAGUUAAUACAGAUGGAAGAUAAGAAUACGGACUAUGCAGGCCUUGCUCCUGUGAAUAAUCCAAUGAACUUUGUCGCAUGCUAUGUCCACGAUGGUGAGGGUAGCUACUCGGUGAAGAAACAUCGCGAGGCGCUGCAUGAAUACCUAUGGAUGAAGAACGAGGGGAUGCUUUGCAACGGUACAAAUGGAGUACAGGUUUGGGACACGGCAUUUAUUACACAGGCUAUCUCAGUGGCUGGCUUCGCGAAAGAUCCGAAAUGGCAACCGAUGCUUACCAAAGCUCUUGAGUUUCUGGAUAAUCAUCAACUCCGAGAGAAUGUACCGGAUCAAGAAAAGUGUUACCGCCAACAUAGGAAAGGAGCUUGGCCGUUCAGUAAUAAGACCCAGGGGUAUACGGUCAGCGAUUGCACUGCAGAGGGUCUUCGGUCGUCUUUGCAGCUUCAAGAGAUAUACGGAUAUCCCAAGCUCAUAUCUGACGAUCGUUUGAAAGACUCCGUUGAUUGCCUCCUAUUGAUGCAAAACGAUACUGGCGGCUUUAGUGAGUAUGAAAUUAGACGGGGCUCGCCCUUGUUAGAAUGGCUUAAUGCAGCAGAGGUUUUCGGGGGAAUCAUGAUCAGCUACGACCACGUCGAAUGCACAACUGCAUCUAUCACUGCAUUGUCCCUUUUCAGCAAGUUCUAUCCAGAUUACCGAGUCGAAGAAAUCAAAGCUGCAAAGCAUAAGGCCGUGCAAUACAUUAAGCGCGCUCAAAAGGAAGAUGGAAGCUGGUAUGGCGCAUGGGGCAUUUGCUUCACGUAUGCGGCCAUGUUUGCGCUUGAGAGUCUUUCUAGCAUCGGAGAAACUUACGCUACCAGUGAAUAUUCACGUCGAGGAUGUGAAUUUUUAUUGGACAAACAAAAAGCUGACGGCGGUUGGGGAGAGUCGUACCUUAGCAGUGAAAGGCACGUCUACACCCAACAUGAAAUAUCCCAAGUUGUACAGACAGCUUGGGCUUGCUUAGCUCUAAUGGAAGCCGAAUACCCGGACCCGGAACCUAUUCGCAGAGGAAUCAAGCUUCUGAUGUCCCGGCAACAAGCGAAUGGAGAGUGGCUUCAGGAAGCAAUCGAAGGUGUUUUCAACAUGUCCUGUAUGAUUUCAUACCCCAACUACAAGUUCUACUGGCCCAUCCGAGCAUUAGGUCUGUUUGCACAGAAAUUCGGUAACGAGGCGCUCCUGUAA
Molecule: messenger RNA, 2220 nt
Organism: Talaromyces atroroseus
Lineage: Eukaryota; Fungi; Ascomycota; Eurotiomycetes; Eurotiales; Trichocomaceae
Exons: 4
Coding region: 1-2220 (739 amino acids)
Biological process (GO): triterpenoid biosynthetic process; ergosterol biosynthetic process
Cellular component (GO): lipid droplet
Molecular function (GO): lanosterol synthase activity
Source: RefSeq, a predicted model, not a curated record